Molecule: messenger RNA, 4773 nt
Organism: Mastomys coucha (southern multimammate mouse)
Lineage: Eukaryota; Metazoa; Chordata; Mammalia; Rodentia; Muridae
Gene: Tmem151b
Product: transmembrane protein 151B
Exons: 3
Coding region: 316-2004 (562 amino acids)
Source: RefSeq, a predicted model, not a curated record
GCGCUGGCUCCAACUCGGCUCAGACAAAAGGCGGCGGCGGGAGCGGGCGGGAGGCGGAGCGGCGCCGCGAGGGCCUCAAGGUGACACCCGCCCCCGGCCCCGGCCCCCCCAGCCCGGCCCCUUCAGCCCGCCCUCCCACCCAUCCCCCCAUCUCCGGCCUCCCCCGUGCCCUUUCUAGGCCCCCUCCCCCCGGCGGGGGGUGGGGAGCAGAGAGGGCCCCGCCCCUCGCGCCCCCUCCUCAGGGCCAGCGCAGGAUGCCCCCGGCCCCUGGCAGCCCCCCGGGAGGUCCUGAGUUCGACGCGCCCCCUCUACGCCAUGUCCCCCCCUGGCUCGGCCGCGGGAGAGAGCGCCGGCGGCGGCGGCGGCGGCGGCGGCUCCGGGGUCCCCGAGGAGCCCAUGGCAGCGGCGGACGAGGGCCCCGCCCGAGAGGAGCAGCAACGUCCCAUCCAGCCCUCUUUCACCAAAUCUCUCUGCCGUGAGUCUCACUGGAAGUGCCUCUUGCUCUCUCUGCUCAUGUAUGGCUGCCUGGGGGCAGUGGCUUGGUGCCAUGUCACCACAGUGACACGCCUCACCUUCAGCAGCGCCUACCAGGGCAAUAGCCUCAUGUACCACGACAGCCCCUGCUCUAACGGCUAUGUCUACAUCCCUCUGGCCUUCCUACUCAUGCUCUACGCGGUCUACCUGGUGGAGUGUUGGCACUGCCAAGCCCGCCACGACCUGCAGCACCGUGUGGAUGUGAGCAGUGUUCAGGAACGCGUGGGUCGCAUGCAGCAGGCCACGCCCUGCAUCUGGUGGAAGGCCAUCAGUUAUCACUAUGUCCGACGAACCCGACAGGUCACCCGAUACCGCAAUGGAGAUGCCUACACUACCACCCAGGUCUACCACGAGCGGGUCAACACACACGUGGCGGAGGCCGAGUUCGACUACGCGCGCUGUGGCGUCCGAGAUGUGUCCAAGACGCUGGUGGGGCUGGAGGGCGCCCCAGCCACGCGGCUGCGCUUCACCAAGUGCUUCAGCUUCGCCAGCGUGGAGGCUGAGAACGCGUACCUGUGCCAGCGCGCGCGCUUCUUCGCCGAGAACGAGGGCUUGGAUGACUACAUGGAGGCGCGAGAGGGCAUGCAUCUCAAGAAUGUGGACUUUCGAGAGUUCAUGGUGGCUUUCCCCGACCCGGCUCGGCCGCCCUGGUACGCCUGCUCGUCGGCCUUCUGGGCGGCAGCCCUGCUCACGCUGUCCUGGCCUCUGCGCGUGCUGGCCGAGUACCGCACGGCGUACGCGCACUACCACGUGGAGAAGCUCUUUGGUCUGGAGGGACCGGGCUCGGCCAGCAGCGCGGGCGGGGGCCUGAGUCCCAGCGACGAGCUGCUGCCCCCGCUCACGCACCGCCUGCCACGGGUCAACACGGUGGACAGCACCGAACUCGAGUGGCACAUCCGUUCUAACCAGCAGCUGGUACCCAGCUACUCGGAGGUGUUGCUCAUGGACCUGGUCGAGCUGGGCUCACGCUGCGGCGGGCCAGGGGGUGGCUACGUGCCCAGGUGUCGCUACGGAGGGGUUGGUGGCCCGGGAGCGGCAGGCGUGACCCCACACUGGCGGAGCUGCGAGCACUGUCAGCGAGCGGUCAGCAGCUCGUCCAUCUUCUCGCGCAGCGCGCUGAGUAUCUGCGCCAGCCCGCGGGCCGCCCAGGGCCCCGGAGCGAGUGCGGGGUGUGGAGGCAGCCGCUUCUCACUCAGUCGCCUCUACGGCUCCCGGCGCAGCUGCCUGUGGCGCAGCCGGAGCGGGAGUGUCAACGAGGCGAGCUGCCCCACGGAGCAGACGCGUCUGUCGAGCCAGGCCAGCAUGCGGGACAACGAGGACGACGACGACGAGGAGGAGGCCGGGCCACCGCCGCCCUACCACGACGCCCUCUGCUUCCCUGUCCUCAUUGUCCAUCGGCAGGAGGGGUGUCUGGGCCACAGCCACCGGUCACUGCACCGCCAUGGCUCCUGCGUGGAGACUUCACUGUGACCUCCCGCCUUUGGAGGGAGCCUGAGCCGUUCUCCCUCCUGCCUCUCCUUCGUGUUGUGCUCUCUGUGUGUAGCAGGGGAGGGCAGGAUGGUGGCUAAGGCCAGGCAGGGUAUGAGGGAAGGCAGGAGGUGAGGGGCACACUCAGAUAAGACCUCACUGAUCUGAGACUGCUUCCCUGUACACAGACAGAGGCUGGGAGAUUGGCAGCUCUCUAAGAAUCCCGCCCACCGGGGCAGAGGUGGUUCUCUUCCAGUCCCCACCGAGUUCCUGUGGGGGACACCUCCUUUUCCAUGCACACUCGAGAUUUCCCGCCCAGGCUUUCAUCGAGUCUUGACUGUUAGUAUGUUGUGGGACCUGUUUCUGGCCUCCCCGCCAUGGGAACCAUAAUGGUGGGCAGCAGGAAAGACAAGGCAUUUGGGGCGUUUUUUUUUUCUCUUUUUGCCCCGGUCCCCCGCGGAGAGGGGCGGUGGUUUGGUGAAGAGUUGGCUCUGAGGGUUGGGCCAGGUGGCAGCCCAGAAUUCCUCUCCACACCUUGAAAGAGUUCUGGCCUCUGUGGCGCUGCCUCUGGGAAAGCUCGGGGGUUCCUCUCUGCCACACCGAUCCCUGUGUUGUUUGUUUCACUUGAGCCCCAGAGGUCCGAUCCUGGAGGGACUUUUCUUCACAGCAAUGGCGUCACUCACCUCAGGGCUUACCGGCUCUGAAGAGCUGUUGUCAGGGUGCAGGGCAAGGGAAGGGAAGCUGGGAGGGCACGGCAGGUCCUUUCUGGAAAAGACUAAACCUUCCACUCAUCAGCUGCUCCCCCCUACCCCCUGCCCCGGGUUCUGGGGAGGUGCUUCCAUAAAGGAGGCUAAGGUGCCGUCCUGGAGGUCCUCAUUAAAGUCGGCCAGGGUGAGUGACCAAGUAGGCAGAGCUUGAGAAACACCUUGAUGUCCAGAGACCUCAGGAGCAGAGUUAGUAAUGGUUGGUGGACUGAAACUAGCCCUGAAGGUGUGGCGGACGGGAGUGAGUGCUGUAGCUUUCCCUCAAACAAGAAGGAUGGCCCUCAAACAUGCCUCUGUAGAGCCGAGUCCAUCCCAAGCCCUAGCUAGAGAGAUACUCAUUUCCAGUGGCAGGAGUUCCGACCUCCUCGCCAGACCUUCCACUUCUUCCUAUCCUUCUGAGUUGAAGCUCUAGGUCUUCAGAGGGGCGACAUGACACAGCCCCAGGGCACCAGCCCUUUGUCCUGUUCCUUCAAAGCUUUGACACCAACUUUGCUCUCCCACUCCCUACCCCCGCCCCCUGACACCCUCUACCCCAGUGUGCUUCAUUGUGCAUGUCUGUGUUUGGCCCCUUGUUCUCCCAGCUGCCCUGGCUGACGUUUUCCCAGCAGACUUAGCACCCAGGGAUUGGGCUCACAUCCAUCCAAUCUCGCUCCCUCUGCUUCUUGCUUUGCCUUCACCAUCAGACCCCUUUUUGGCUUCCCCUCUUCCUCCUGGCUGUGCCAGGCCUAUGCCAACCAAUAUGAGUGGCCCCUACCUAUGCAAAAUCUCUUUUGGCUCCCCUUCCCUUUGUCCCUAGGGGAUGUGGGAAGCCCUGUUGUGGGGAUGCCAUGGUCUAGGGCUCAAAUGGGGGCUGAGCUUUCUGGUUAUACAGAGAUGGUUGGGUGAGGUGGGAGGGGUGUCACAGGAGGGAGGGGUGUCCCUUUGGGCAGAAGGGAUCAGCACAGCUGCCUACUGGGUUUCCUGGGCAACAGUGUUCACUUGUCAGCUAGCACAGAACCCUCCAGGACCUUGAGUUUGAGCUCCUUGUGUGUGUGUGUUGAUUAUUGGAGCACAGGUACUGAGUGAGCUGUGGCCUCACUCAGUUCUUGGCCAGCUGGCACCUGAAUGUCUUGUUCUCAUUUAGGGGCAGCUUGGCCAUCUCACAGCUCCAAGGAGGGGAGGACUUGGCUCAUCUUCCUUCAUUCUGGGUCCAGAAACGGAGCUUGGCCUUGGGAGAGGAGGAGGGGAAGCCCUGUUAUUAUUUUUGCUUGACCAUUUCUGCCUAGGUCUCCUUGCACAAACAGCCUCACCUCCCACACACACGCACAUACUUAGAGAGAAAGCAAUUCUUUGGUCUCUUUUCUUGGUAGCUUUAUUGAUUGCCAGGGAAAAUGAAAACCAGAAAAUUAAUUAAUCUCUAAAAUUAAACUUUACACUGAAUGUUCUUGUUUCUCUAAUUAGAACCUCUGCUAGCAGCUGUGGCUACACACACACACACACAGACACACACAGACACACACACCCUCACACCUACAUGUUUGCACUCUGGAACUGUCAGAGGGUGUCAGGCACAGAGGACUCUAGGUUGCCCGGACAGGCACACACAUAGUCACUCCCAAGCCCCCUCUGGUGCUCUGCUCAGUGCCUGCUUGUUGCAGAGAGUCCCUGGAGUGCAGGCCCUCCUAACUCUUUGAGGUAGAUGGGCUCUAGGCCGCUCAGCUCAAGGAGAGUUGGGAGGUCAGAGUUGGAAUUAGUCAGUCAGAUCCUCUCGUGAAUCCAUAGUCUGUGAUUCCUAUGGUGUAGCCCCAGGGUGGGCAGUCACAGCAUGGCAGGGACUCAAGGAGAGGGUACCUGGGAGACUGUAUGUCCUGAGGAGAAGGGCUUGUGGGGUGGGCUAGGCCUGGCUCGGGAGAAGACAGGUCUCUGUCAAAUUGGGUGCAUCACACUGUGGCCUUCUUGUCAUGGAAUUCCAAGCGCAAAGAUUGUACAAAUCACACUGAUGGAUAAUAAAAGUGUGGAUGACUCACCA